Fusarium fujikuroi IMI 58289 is the source of this 570-nucleotide messenger RNA. RefSeq names its product related to AP-3 complex subunit, sigma3 subunit. The record is from RefSeq and is a predicted model, not a curated record. Gene Ontology annotation, biological process: vesicle-mediated transport; protein transport. The transcript is spliced from 2 exons. Gene Ontology annotation, cellular component: intracellular membrane-bounded organelle. The coding region runs from base 1 to 570 and encodes 189 amino acids. Lineage: Eukaryota; Fungi; Ascomycota; Sordariomycetes; Hypocreales; Nectriaceae.
AUGAUCAAUGCCUUUCUGGUCUUCAACGGCCAAGGUCAGCCUCGUUUGACAAAGUUCUAUACCCAAUUGGAAACUAGUAUACAACAGCGCCUCAUCUCCGAAAUAUUUACACUCGUCUCGAAUCGGCCGGCCGGAUCUUGUAACUUCUUACCCCUUCCACCUCUGCUCGCCGCUUCAGGCACCUCCCACACCUCCUCGGAAGAACAGAACGAUGUUCCAACACUGGUAACAUACCGCAACUAUGCGACCCUUUAUUUCAUCGUCAUCUCUACAUCGACCGAGUCGCCGCUUGCCCUUAUCGAUUUGAUCCAAGUCUACGUGGAGGCCCUCGACAAGCUGUUCGAGAACGUCUGUGAGCUGGACUUGAUCUUCAACUUCGAAACCCUGCACUCUACCUUAUCAGAAAUGAUAAUAGGGGGCGUGGUAAUAGAGACAAACCUAGAUCGCAUUGUCUCAGGGGUAAAGGCGCAAGGAACCGUCGCGAAGAGACCUGUGAACGAAGGAAGAGGGCCUACUGGCCUGGGAAGUGGACUUGGUAUGGGUGCCAAUUUUGCUUGGACUGGGCGAUGA